Messenger RNA from Argiope bruennichi, 3241 nucleotides. RefSeq names its product transforming growth factor-beta receptor-associated protein 1-like. Gene Ontology annotation, molecular function: protein binding. The record is from RefSeq and is a predicted model, not a curated record. NCBI's taxonomy places the organism in Eukaryota, Metazoa, Arthropoda, Arachnida, Araneae, Araneidae. Gene Ontology annotation, biological process: vesicle-mediated transport; intracellular protein transport; endosomal vesicle fusion. Gene Ontology annotation, cellular component: cytoplasm; membrane. Bases 287 to 2896 code for a protein of 869 amino acids. The transcript is spliced from 22 exons.
GCUUAUAAGCGGAAACGGAAAGUAAAUAUUUCUGUUUUGAUGCAAAAGGAGGAGUUGCCAUGUGUAUACAUUGAUUAGUUUUUCUAUGUGAAGCAUGAAAAAAGAAAUAACAGAGAAAUUUUACUUCAAAUUCUAUUGAUCGGUAUAUGUAAAAUGUUUUCUGAAGUAUUAAGUCAUGGCAUUCCUCCAAAGGAUUGAAGAUGACUGUCAUGAGUUGGACACUUUACUGUCAUAUAUUUUAUGCGGCUUCUAACCAAACUAUUCCUGAUUGAAACUACUUUGCACAAUGACUGUCAAAGCAUUUGAUUUAGUUCCUGCUAUAGAACGAGUCUCAUGGACUGAUAAAGUGAAAACUGUGGUGGAAUGCUUAGAAAGUUGUGGCAAACAUUUGUAUAUUGGGACUCGAGAAUGCGUUGUUAUUCAUUAUAUGUUAGAAGAAAAGCAAUACCUUGAGGGAACAACAUUAUUUGAUUCUACAAAGCAGAAUCAAAAAUACCUGGAUAUUAAGAAACCAAUUACUUUGCUGAAAGCUUUGUCAGCUUUGAAUCGAAUUCUUUUGCUUUCUGAUGGAAAUCUUAUUGUGCUCAAUAUGUUUGAUUUAGAGGUUAUUCCGUCAAUGACUAAACUAAAAGGAGUUUCAUAUUUUUGCCUUAAUGAAAAUCCUGAAACUAAUAAUCCCUUUAGUGUGGAGGUAUGCAUCGCAAAGCGAAGGCAGUUACUCAUCUGUCAUGUAACCGAUGAUAAAAUUAUUCAACUGAGAGAUGUAAGUGUGCCUGAAACACCAGCUGCUAUGGCUAUGGAUGGGGAAUUUGCAUGCAUUGCUUUGUCAUCAAAAUAUGUAGUUGUGAAUACUGAAAGUGGAUAUGCUCAAGACCUCUUUCCUUAUGACAGCAGUACUACUACUCCUCUAGUCAAAAGAAUUACCAAAGAAGAAUUCCUCCUUGGAGGUCCCAGUGCCUUAGGUAUGUUUGUCACUACAGCUGGCAUAUCAGAAAGGCCUCCUCUGCAGUGGGGGGAGAAUGUAAUAUCAGUUGCAUAUUCUCAUCCAUACAUUAUUGUUCUUAGCUCAGAUUAUUUAACAGUUUAUAGUAUUUUGGAUCAACAACUGAAACAACGUCUCACUUUUCAUGGAGGAAGUUGUUUAGAUAAUUUUGAUGGUAAAAUGUAUGUUGCUUCAUCUGACAUUAUUUGUGCUCUUCUUCCUGUGCCUUGGGAAAAGCAGGUCCAAGCUCUUUUAAAUGAUAAAAAGGUGACAGAAGCACUGGAACUUGCAAAAUAUUCAAAUAGAGCUGGCUUAUCAAAAGAACAGUUUAGAAAUGUAUACCGACGCAUUCAACAGCAAGCAGGUUUUAUUGAGUUUUCUUUAUUGCAUUUUGAUGAGGCUAGAGAAUUAUUUCAUGAGGGGCAGCUAGAUGUCCGAGAGCUGAUAAGUUUAUAUCCUGACUUGCUUCCUGCUAGUUCUUCUUUUGUAAGAAUGAAUCCUCCACUGCACGAUAUUGGAAAUGUGAGUGAAAUGUGCUCUUUUGAAUCUGAUGCAAUUUUAUCCUGUCGAAAAUUUCUUCUUCAUUAUUUAGAAUCAAUUAGAAAUUCGAUGGAUGCAGCUGGUGCUAAGAUAGAAAUUGAUACUGCACUGCUGAAACUUUAUACUGAAAUGGACUACUCGGCUCUGUUAUCAUUCCUAAAUACCACUGAUAUUGGAUGUCAGCCAAAAGAAGGUGUUGAGGUGUUGCAUCGAUUUCAAAGAUAUCAUGCUUUAGCUUUGUUCCAUUUGAAAUUAGGAGAAAAUGAUUUGGCUCUCAGUAUUUGGUCAAAAAUAAUAAGUGGAGAAUAUUCUGAUCCUUUUUAUCCUGGAUUGGGGCAUUUUGUUGAAUUUUUAAGCAAACUUAGUGAUCAUUUACUGUUAUGGAAAUAUGUGGAUUUUGUUCUGGAGAGAGAUCAAAAAUUAGGAGUCAGAAUUUUCAUUGAGCGCCCACCAUCUGAAAUUUCAUCUGAGAGAUUAAGACCAGAUUUUAUUGUGGAAUAUCUACACAGGUUUCCAAUAGCCUUAAUAAAAUAUUUGGAGUACUUAGUUUUUGAUAAGAAAUUAGAGAAAGAAAAAUUUCAUACUCAUUUAGCUGUGAUGUAUAUGGAUAAUGUUCUCCAAAUACUGAAAUUACCUGAACCAGAGCAAACAUAUUUGAAUGAUGCCAGGAAGAAACUUCAACAUCUACUUCAUUCAUCCUCAUUGUACAGAGUCCAAUUACUUCUGGGGAAAGCUACAGAAAGUAACCUGCAUAAGGAAUGUGCUAUACUUUAUGGAAAGUUAGAGGAGCAUGAAAAAGCUUUAAAAAUUCUUGUGCAUCAGUUGCAAGAUCAUGCUGCUGCUGAAGAUUAUUGCAUACGAAUGUCUAAUGGUCGAGACAAAAAAUAUAGACAUAGACUAUUCUAUGCAUUGUUAAGUGUAUAUCUUGAUAGUACUUUAGAAGAGCAAAAAAGAGAAGAAAUGCUGCCAGCAGCUAUUCAGUUGUUAAACAGUGAACUAGCAGAAUUCGAUAUUUCUAAGGUUCUUCAACUCAUUCCAUCCGAUUGGUCAGUAGCUAUUUUAGAUCAAUUUUUGGUAAGAGCACUGCGUUCGAGCUUACACCAUCGGUAUUGCUGUAGACUACGAAGUGCUCUUUCACGAGGAGAAAAUUUACAAGUGAAAUUCUCAAAAAUACAUAUAGAAAAUACUUCUGUUGUUAUGACUGAAGACAGAAUUUGUGCUGUUUGCAAGCAUUCAUUUGUAGAACCAGCUUUUGCCAGACAUUCCAAUGCUGCAUUAACACAUCCACAAUGUGCCAAACAUCUCAAUAGUAUAGAUUUCCAAUCAAAAUCCCAAGACUUGAAUCCAUUUACAUCCGAUUCCAGUUUAAGCUGAUAAAAGAAAUAGUUAAUAUUUGGUUUGAUACAACAUAAAUAUUUCUACAGGUACCAUAAUGAUUAAUUUUCACAUGAAACAGGUGGUACUGCAAAAAUAAAAUCUAUGGAAUAUGUUUCCAAAUGAAUAAUCAUUACAUUUUUUUCCCUUCUAGUGGAUGCUCAAGAACAAUCGACUUGGAAGAAACAUGAGUGUCAUCUUUUUCAGUGUAAUUUUUUGUAAACAAGAAAUAGAUAAUUUAUAGUGCAAAUAUAUGUAUGAAUGUAUUUAUAUGUAUUAUUCAUAUAAAAUUAGCAAUCACUUUCCAAGAAAUAAUUUGCUGAACAUAAAUUAUAUAAUCACUUU